AUUUCUCAUCCCCUUCCCCCCGACUCUCCGAUUCAGCCGCGUUUCAGUCUUUUCGAUCCGAUUCCUACGCCGAGAAAGAUCAAUGGCUCCUUCCACCGUCAGUCGAUGGCUGAGGCCAGAGGUUUACCCACUAUUCGCGGCCGUAGGAGUGGCCGUCGGAAUCUGCGGAUUCCAGUUAGUCCGCAACAUCUGCAUCAAUCCUGAAGUCAGAGUGAGCAAGGAGAAUAGGUCUGCUGGAGUCCUGGAUAACUUUGCAGAGGGAGAGAAGUAUGCGGAGCAUUUCCUGAGGAAAUUCGUCCGCAACAAGUCCCCAGAAAUUAUGCCAUCCAUCAACAACUUCUUCACCGACCCAAGUCGAAACUAAGAUGCCAUAUCAAAGAAUUACACAUUAAUUGGGAUAUAGACUUGAAAUUGGAUCGUUGGUGGGUUUUGAUGGCUGUAAACUAUGCUGGCUGCUGUUUCGUUUGCUUUUAUUGUUGAUUUGAGGAAGUUUUAAGAACAGUGGAUCUACAAAAUAAACUGUACUGAACCCAAAUUUGAUUUCAGUUACCUUGUGAAAUUUUAAUGCUGAUCUUUGCACGUCUGGUGGUAUGUUGAUAUGAAUAUGUGAAUUGAUUAGUUUUA
Messenger RNA from Momordica charantia (bitter melon), 624 nucleotides. Its product is annotated as B12D protein. Lineage: Eukaryota; Viridiplantae; Streptophyta; Magnoliopsida; Cucurbitales; Cucurbitaceae. The record is from RefSeq and is a predicted model, not a curated record.